AUGGCUGCUCCUCUGCCUCCCGGAAAGGUCGAGCUCGAUGCUCAGCAUGUAGAGGAACUCCAAGAAAGUUUGACCCAGCAAAGACCUGUUCAUUACGUUCCACGCAACGAAGACGAGAGACGUCUAGACAAGAAGGUCAAUCUAAAAUUGGAUCUCUUUGUAGUCAGCAUCCUGGCGCUCGAGUUCAUCUUUUGCGGAAUCGACAAGACAAACAUUGGCUUCAUCGCCACCAGCUCUUUUAUCAAGGAUGCCAAUCUCUCUCCCGACGACAUUCCCAACUCGCUGUCGCUGUUCUCCGCCACCUACGUCCCUCUGCAGCCAGUCAUGACCAUUCUUGCGCGACGCAUCGGUGUCAAGUAUUUCCUGACCAUUCAGCUCAUCAUCUGGGGUAGUCUUUGCAUGUGCCAUGCUGCCAUCCGUGGUAGUGGCACCCUCAUUGCUCUGCGGCUGCUCAUUGGUGCGGCCGAGGCUGGCUUUACACAGAUUGGAAUGUACUAUAUGACAACCUUGUAUCCAAAAUAUGCAGUCGGCUUCCGCGUGGGCAUGUUUACUGGCAUGUACUCGGUCGCGGGUGCUUUUGCCGGUUUACUUGCUUAUGGGCUGCUGAAAAUCAACACUUCAAGCAUUCAUGGUUGGCAGGUGGUGUUCCUGUUCGAAGGAGGGAUAACUGUCCUGCUUGGCAUUGUGUCAUUUUUCAUCUUACCCAGGAAUUUGGCCACGGCCUGGUUUCUGAAUGCCGAAGAGCGCGCCCAUGCUGUCUACCGAAUGCAAGUCGAUCUUGCAGGAACUCAAGAAGAGGGCGACGCCGAUAGCACAUCUGUCUCCAAGAGAGAUUUCAUAGACGUGGCCAGGGACUGGAAGAAACUCCUGACUGUCAUUUGCAACAUUACUACGGUUCUUCCCGUGACAGCCUUUACAACCUUUCUUCCUCUGGUCGUGCAGGGAAUGGGUUACAGUGGCAUUGACGCUACUCUGAUGAGCGUACCACCUUUCGUGGUCGGUACGGUAGGGUUGAUCAUUAUAGUAUACUCGAGUGACCAUCUGCGAGAGCGGUCCCUGCAUACUGUAUUUGGUGUAAUGAUUGGCAUCAUCGGUUGCAUAGUCAUGGCAGCAUCGACCGACAACCGCCUGAGAUACGGCUUUGCCAAUGUUUGCAUGGCGGGAGUCUUUGUCGGCGGUCCCUUGAUAGCCGUGUGGCUGGCGGGUAACACGCCGUGGAAAGGUACCCGAAGUGUCAUGCUGGGCGUAAACGGCUGGUCCAACCUGGCGGGUGUCAUUGCCGGCCAGAUCUUCAAGAGCAAGUAUGCACCGAGAUAUGAGACGCCUUUGAUAAUAACCAUCGCCAUCAUGGCUACUGGAGCUUUGGGUCUUUUAUUCCUUCGCCUGAUGUACAAGAGAGAAAACAGAAAGAGAUCGGAAGAAAUUGCACAGUGGGACGAAACCGACUUUGCUGCAGAGGCGGCAUCAGUCGAACGAAGAGGAGACCAAAGAAAGACUUUCAUGUACGGCCUGUAG
Messenger RNA from Pestalotiopsis fici W106-1, 1515 nucleotides. RefSeq lists its product as uncharacterized. Gene Ontology annotation, cellular component: membrane. Gene Ontology annotation, biological process: transmembrane transport. NCBI's taxonomy places the organism in Eukaryota, Fungi, Ascomycota, Sordariomycetes, Amphisphaeriales, Sporocadaceae. Gene Ontology annotation, molecular function: transmembrane transporter activity. The coding region runs from base 1 to 1515 and encodes 504 amino acids. The record is from RefSeq and is a predicted model, not a curated record. The transcript has 6 exons.